Messenger RNA from Westerdykella ornata, 1236 nucleotides. Its product is annotated as NAD(P)-binding protein. Gene Ontology annotation, molecular function: oxidoreductase activity. The record is from RefSeq and is a predicted model, not a curated record. NCBI's taxonomy places the organism in Eukaryota, Fungi, Ascomycota, Dothideomycetes, Pleosporales, Sporormiaceae. The annotation marks the transcript as partial. The transcript is spliced from 3 exons.
AAUAGUGCAAUUUUCUGAUAUCGAUCCAGUUAAGGGAGCACCAGAUUGGGGAGAAACGCGUUCCCCCGAGUAAUCAUUGGCCGACUCGAAAGCUGCGACGGGGUCACCCAGAGAUAGAUGCCUAGGUAGUAUGCCCACACCCCGCACUCCGCAGCAAGUACAGCCCCCUUCGCACACCCAAGGUUGGGCGUACGCUUACGGGGCGAAGACAUGGUCGGCCAAGUCUUCCUCGGGAUGUUUCUCAUCACAGGCGGAUGAUGGAUGCCUUAAAUCUGAGUACUUGCUCUGUAUUCACUUAUCGUGCCCCAGGAGCUGUAAUUCUUAGCACUGGCCCCUAUUUCAGCAGGACUCGGAAUAGAACCAGUAGAAGAGAAUCAACUCCUCCCGUCCAAUAUGGCGUCUUCACUGGAGUUGCCCUCCUCCUUCUACUGCACCCAGCCGAUCGACUUCUCCAAACCCCUCGACACGGACAGUCUGAAAGAGAAAAGUGUCAUCGUCACUGGAGGUGCCAACGGGAUCGGCCUCGCAAGUGCAAGAGCUUUCGCAGAAGCAGGUGCCUACGUGACCAUUCUAGAUAUCAAUGAAGAAAACGGCCAGAGGGCGGCGUCUGAGCUGGGAGAAAGAGGCCUUCACGUUCAAUUCGUCAAGACGGAUACAACCUCCUUCUCUUCCCAGGUCGCAGGCUUCAAGGCCGCACUCUCCUUCUCUCCGUCCAAAACGGUCGACAUCGUCCUGGCCAACGCCGGAGUGGCAGGCAGCAACUUGAAAGCGUGGCUCGAAAACGCAGCAAAGUCAACAUCGGAUGAUCCUGAACCCCCGAGCACAUUGUGCCUGGACGUCAACCUUACCGGUGUCUACUACACUGCCCACCUCUCCUUCUUCUACUUUAAGCAUAACCUGCGCAAGGAGGAUACGGCCGGUCCAGUGAGCAAGCAAUUGAUAUUUGUAUCUAGCUUAGCCGGAUACAUAGGGCUAAGCAACGUCGGCGAAUACGGUGCGAGCAAAUUCGGGGUUCGUGGUCUGUGGAAGGCUGUGAGACACUCGGGAGCUUUGCUUGGACCCAGUGUCCGUUACCGCUCCAACCUCAUUGCACCUACCUUCAUCCGUACCAACAUGACAGCUGGCAUUGAUUCUGCCCUGGAGAAGCGUGGGAUAAAGUUGGGCACGGUUGACGACGUCGUUGCAGGGGUGAUGAGGGCUGCUUGCGACGAGGAAGUCAGCGGGCGAGCGAUCGCU